Messenger RNA from Carlito syrichta (Philippine tarsier), 1081 nucleotides. RefSeq names its product dual specificity phosphatase 9 (gene DUSP9). Bases 339 to 947 code for a protein of 202 amino acids. NCBI's taxonomy places the organism in Eukaryota, Metazoa, Chordata, Mammalia, Primates, Tarsiidae. Gene Ontology annotation, biological process: protein dephosphorylation; negative regulation of MAPK cascade. The record is from RefSeq and is a predicted model, not a curated record. Gene Ontology annotation, molecular function: MAP kinase tyrosine/serine/threonine phosphatase activity; protein tyrosine/threonine phosphatase activity. The transcript has 3 exons. Gene Ontology annotation, cellular component: cytosol; cytoplasm.
UGCAGCCGCCCCCGCCCGCCCCGGUGCUCCUGUACGACCAGGGCGGGGGCCGGCGCCGGCGCGGCGACGCCGAGGCCGAGGCCGAGGAGUGGGAGGCCGAGUCGGUGCUGGGCACCCUCCUCCAGAAGCUGCGGGAGGAAGGCUACCUGGCCUACUACCUCCAGGGUGGCUUCAGCAGGUUCCAAGCCGAGUGCCCUCACCUGUGUGAGAGCAGCCUCGAUGGCCGUGCGGGCUCCAGCGUGGCCCCAGUGCCCAGCCCAGUGCCCGUGGUGGGGCUGGGUGGCCUGUGCCUGGGCUCCGACUGCUCCGACGCGGAAUCCGAGGCUGACCGCGACUCCAUGAGCUGUGGCCUGGAUUCGGAGGGUGCCACGCCCCCGCCCGUGGGGCUGCUGCCAUCCUUCCCUGUCCAGAUCCUGCCCAAUCUGUACCUGGGCAGCGCCCGGGAUUCGGCCAACUUGGAGAGCCUGGCCAAGCUGGGCAUCCGCUACAUCCUCAACGUCACCCCCAACCUCCCUAACCUCUUCGAGAAGAAUGGCGACUUUCACUACAAGCAGAUCCCCAUCUCCGACCACUGGAGCCAGAACCUGUCCCAGUUCUUUCCGGAGGCCAUUGCGUUUAUUGAUGAGGCCUUGUCCCAGAACUGCGGGGUGCUCGUCCACUGCCUGGCGGGGGUCAGCCGCUCUGUCACGGUCACCGUGGCCUACCUCAUGCAGAAGCUCCACCUCUCGCUCAAUGACGCCUACGAUCUGGUGAAGAGGAAGAAGUCUAACAUCUCCCCCAACUUCAACUUCAUGGGGCAGCUGCUGGACUUUGAGCGCAGCCUGCGGCUGGAGGAGCAGCGCUCGCAGGGGCGGAGCAGCGGGGGGCAGUCAUCCGCCCCCUCCGACCCGCCCUCUUUCUUCACCACCCCCACCAGCGACGGGGCCUUCGAGCUGGACCCCACAUAAGGCCCAGGCCUCGGGCUGGCCCCCGCCCCCCCAGGGUGUUCCCGACCACCCAUGUGCAGGGGAGGGCAGGGCGGUGGGGGCUCAGCCGCAAGCAGGGGGCUGGGGAGGGAGAGCGCAAUACCUCACGCGGGCUG